GAAUUAUGAUAGAGACGCAUGAGUAUCUCUUUCUCGACCUGAAAUAAGUGUUUUAUUUUCCAGUCAGCUUCGGUAACCUGUUUCUCAACAAUAUGAGUUCCCUACGCUAUGUGCCUAUAUUUAAAUCAGCAGACUUGGUAGUAGGAAAAAAUAUAAUUCUAUUCUAUAUCACCAUGGCAAUAGCAUCAGGUCCAAAUAUUGAUGCCGAGGGUCAUAUGUUCCAGCGGGUCAUUGAUGAAGCCAUCAAUGCAUUUGAUUAUGAGGAAGCCGUUGAAGCCCUGUACAGGGCUAAUUCAACCGUACCACGAAACUUCGUUCCCAACCAAAGCCCCAACGAGUUAUUUCCCAUGGUUAUUGGCUACUUACACCGCACAACUACGCGCGAUAAUUUUGUGAACGUAAUUUCCCAUCACAUUCUUCCGAAGAUACCGCAACAGAGAUCCAAUACAUUUACGUCCUCUGCUGAAUCAACCAACUCAUCAAACGACAACAGCUCCCCCCCGCCGUAUUCGCAAACCAUACCGCGACGGGCAAAUCGAAACCUCGACAAUUCAGAGGCAGAAAUAUCGAGGUACUCGUCUCUUCUGUGGGAGAGAGCUCAGCUCUUUAAUACUGUCCCAGAAGUCGAAGACGUGUUCCUGAGCAACUACCCCACACGGUUUAGAGUUAUCAUCAAGUUUCGGGGUGCUCAUGGAGUGGGAGAAGCCUCAAAUAAAAAACAAGCAAAACAUAUUGCUUCAAAAAAUGUUUGCCGCCAACUUAACUUUCACAUAAAUUGAAACUCGAGUAUAUUCGGGAUUUCGGAGCAAUUCCUUUACAACAUCGCUGAUACUUUCAACAGAGAAAAAGAAAUCCUACCCAAGGGAGAAGUCGCGGGAGUAGCUACAAAGAUAGUAUAUUAAGAACACUCGUUUCAUGUAUUUAGAUUGAUUCUAUCGCGUCGACUGCACUCGAUUUCUGUUCACGUAAUUCUCAAGUUAAUCAUUGCAGAGUUGCUAUUCAGUAAGCCACUGUUACUCCUCUCGUUUGUACUUAACAAAACUAAAGCUCAAAACAAAUAUUAACCUGCUACCUAAUGCAACGCCAGGGAGGC
Aspergillus wentii DTO 134E9 is the source of this 1093-nucleotide messenger RNA. RefSeq lists its product as uncharacterized. The record is from RefSeq and is a predicted model, not a curated record. The transcript has 3 exons. NCBI's taxonomy places the organism in Eukaryota, Fungi, Ascomycota, Eurotiomycetes, Eurotiales, Aspergillaceae. The coding region runs from base 174 to 779 and encodes 201 amino acids.